AACGCCCACAGGGCACACUCUCCUGGCCAGACAGCAAGAACCAGACCAGAGACCACUUCGCCGUCGUCCUCACUCCCCCAGCUCGCGUUCCCACCUCUGCCAGCCAGAUCUCGCCGCCGCGAUGGGCUCCGCGCACUCCUCCCACUCCUCCGUCUCCACCGCCGGCGGCGAAGACGAGGAAGACGAGGAGCCCUCCGCUGCCACCGCCGUAUCCUCCUCGGGCCCACCCGCGCCACCGCCUGCCCUGGCGCCGGCGCCGGUGCGCGUGCCACCGGCGUCCGCGUCCAAGGUGCUGAAGCAGGAGCCAGAGGUGCUCCCAUGCCGCGCCGCGGACUCCCCGCUCUCGCCGCAGCCCUCGGCCGCCGGGACCCCGCGCCUGCUUGGGGCCCCUGGCAUCAAGGUCUGGGACCCCUGCCACGUCCUCCUUCCGCCGCCGUCGCCUCAGCAGCAGGGGAGGGCAACCGAGGCCGCCGCAGUGGAGAUCGUGGUGGUCAGCCACGGGGAGUGCGCAGCCGCGAUGCGCCCGGACCUCGUCGGCGGGCGGUGGCCCGCGGCGUCGCUCACGGCGCGCGGGGAGCGCCAGGCGCGUGCGCUCGCCGUGUUCCUGCACUCCCGCGGCGCUCGGCUAGCCGCGGCGUACGCGUCCCCGCUCGACCGCGCUCGUGCCACCGCCGCACUGGUCUGCCGGGAACUUGAUUUCCCGGAGGAGCAGAUCCAACUAUCAGAUGCUUUGACUGAGAUGAGUCAAGGUCAGUGGGAGGGCUGCCCAAAAUCAGAAAUUUAUACUCCGGAAAUGGUCAAUCUGAUGGAAAGCACCCAACCUGAUUUCUCAGCACCAUCUGGGGAGUCACUCAGGCAGGUACAGUUUCGGAUGAUGGAAUUCCUCAACCGGACAGUCCUAAGGCUACCAGAAAAGGUGGCAAUGGGGGACACACUAUCACAACAAAAUGAGCCAAAGGGGUUCUCUCGGCAGAGCUCCACCAAUUCUGUCCAAGAUGGCCCUCCUUGGGAUGUGCUUUACAGGCUCAAUCGACAUAGCCUCCAAAGAAAGAAAUCAGGGAAAAGUCGGCUCCAAUUUGUCACUUCUGUGGACAAUGAACCCGAUGAUGACUUCUCCCCUAAAGAUAUAAACCAGAGGCAUCUCCUUCAUGAAGUCAGUCUUGGGAGCUCGGUAACCUCCAUUGCGAUUUUCAGCCAUGCGACCCCCAUUCGAUGUCUCAUUGCAGGCCUGCUGGACUGUAAUCCCAUGAUGUCGCAGAGAAUAUGUAUAGAUGAUUCCUCCGUUACGGUUCUUGAGCAUUCAUUGAGAACAGGGUGGCAAAUAAAAAGGCUGAAUGAUACUGCACAUCUCAGGCUUCUCUAGAUGCAAGAUGUUGCUGUUCAUGAGGAACUAGAUGAUGUGUGUAUCGGUGAAUUGUAAAGAAAUUAUCUGAUAGCAUUCUGCUAAUCAGAUGAUGAGGUCAACUGCCAUCAGAAGUGGAGUCUGCUCACUGUAUUUCAUUUGUAUCUACUGCCAUAUCUCUGUGCCAGGAAGGUCUAGGCUGUAAUGGUGCUGUGCUGUAUUUUUUGUUAUUCUUUUUUUCUAAAUUAUUUUGUCAAGUAUAAUUUCAAUCUGAAUA
Messenger RNA from Phragmites australis (common reed), 1619 nucleotides. RefSeq lists its product as uncharacterized. The coding region runs from base 122 to 1363 and encodes 413 amino acids. The record is from RefSeq and is a predicted model, not a curated record. NCBI's taxonomy places the organism in Eukaryota, Viridiplantae, Streptophyta, Magnoliopsida, Poales, Poaceae. The transcript has 2 exons.